CUUUGCUUUCUUUCUUUUCUAUGAUGGAUUUCACCUCUCGAUUCCAUUAUGAUUGGAGCUGGUCAGCAUACUUGAACUUCGUUACUCCUUCGGAUUGCUUCUCCCGAAAUCUGAAUCAACCGUCCUGGAAGCAGAAGCUCAGCAAUGCACAUGAGGCCACAGAAAUAACAGCUUUGGCCAAUGAAAAAUACAAAGAAGGCACUGCGUAUCUUGUUAAGAAGGUUUGACAUCAAGCCUGACCAUAGCCUGAGUCUCGCUUCGGAUGUGGCUCGAUUGUUGAAUGAUCGCAAGAACCCUUUGUACAACUUUGAUAUCACCUCAAAAAGGGAUGAACCCUUCAUAGUUACGAUAAUAGAAUCACAUCUCACGUUAUUGGCCAUAUCUUUACAAAUCAAUGUCAAAGUUUUUCUUUUCUCCAGUCGGUCCCACACACGCGUCUUUGGCAACAGAGACUGCUGGAUCGGAAUUCUCCACAACGUCAGUUCAUUUACAGGAGAAAGCACUUUUAUUCCUCUUGGUCCGCAGCAGAAUCGUGUGCGAAAAUCAACGCCCAUGCUGUCCGUGACAACGGGACUUCACAGCCAUCUUCCGGUGGCUAGAGUGCGAAGUACGACAAGCCGAAAAGGGCAAAUGCCAGCGGUCGUCCUCAGCUCCGAAUAUUGCUUGAAAAUUCUGACGACAUUUUUCGUAACAUAUCUUAAAAGCAGGGUCACGCAUGCCCUCGCAAAGAAGAACAAAAAAGCCUCGAACCAAAAAUAAGGGGAAAAAAAGGCCAAGAUGCAAAUCGAUGUGACCAAUUUUGAUUGGCACGAUGACAGCAACGACGAUAAGAAAAUGAAGAUGACGACGCAAAUAGACACGUGGCCAUUUUGCAAGGAGCAUGGAUAAACCACCAAUGCUACAACAUGAUUUCAAGAUACGACAAACGUCAUGAACGUAAGAAGCACGACCCACUUCCGCGACGGUACAAAACGA
Molecule: messenger RNA, 975 nt
Organism: Radiomyces spectabilis
Lineage: Eukaryota; Fungi; Mucoromycota; Mucoromycetes; Mucorales; Radiomycetaceae
Exons: 2
Coding region: 181-759 (192 amino acids)
Source: RefSeq, a predicted model, not a curated record